Protopterus annectens (West African lungfish) is the source of this 3889-nucleotide messenger RNA. It is a transcript of the gene RAD50, whose product is annotated as RAD50 double strand break repair protein. Gene Ontology annotation, cellular component: nucleus; condensed nuclear chromosome; Mre11 complex. NCBI's taxonomy places the organism in Eukaryota, Metazoa, Chordata, Ceratodontiformes, Protopteridae. The record is from RefSeq and is a predicted model, not a curated record. Gene Ontology annotation, molecular function: ATP hydrolysis activity; double-stranded telomeric DNA binding; single-stranded telomeric DNA binding. Gene Ontology annotation, biological process: chromosome organization involved in meiotic cell cycle; telomere maintenance via telomerase; double-strand break repair.
CGUAGAGUGACGAGAUUGCUAUGUUUUUUCGCACAUGUGGUAUCAUUGCUUAUUCCUAUAGGAAAAGUUUGUCCAUUUGAAAUUUUCACUUCCUAUUUGCUAAAGAUUUAUGUAUGUUUGUACCUGUUUGCUGGCUUGCAAGAAAACUGAUUUAAUUGUUGUCCAACUAGUUUCAUUUUUGAUUGUGAGUAGAUUUGCCGUUAUAAGUUUACUGUCUGAUACAACUGAAGAAAAUCUGCAAAAAUGUCUAAGAUUGACAAAAUGAGCGUCCUUGGCGUGAGGAGUUUUGGCGUAGAAGAUAAGAAUAAACAAGUUAUCUCUUUUUUUAGUCCUCUAACCAUACUGGUGGGACCCAACGGUGCUGGAAAGACUACAAUUAUUGAAUGUCUGAAGUAUAUUUGCACUGGAGAUUUUCCACCAGGAUCAAAAGGAAAUACUUUUGUCCAUGAUCCAAAGGUUGCCCAUGAAACAGAUGUACGAGCUCAGAUUCGCCUCCAGUUUCAGGAUGUGAAUGGAGAACUUAUUGCUGUCCAGCGCUCUAUGGUGUGUACCCAGAAAGGCAAGAAAACAGAAUUUAAAACUCUGGAGGGUGUCAUCACUCGAAUAGAUAGACUUAAUAUGAUCAAUGAGAACCUAACAAAAGUGAUGAAGCUAGACAAUGACAUUAAAGCCCUGGAGAGCAGAAAAAAGCAAAUGGAAAAAGAUAACCAGGAACUGGAAGAAAAGAUGGAGCAGGUAUUUCAAGGAACAGAUGAACAACUGCAGGAUAUGUAUCAGAACCAUCAGAGAACUGUGAGAGAGAAAGAGAAGAGGUUGAAUGAAUGCCAACGUGAACUAGAAAGAGCAAACAGAGAGUGCCAGAGGUUCAACAGACAGAAGGCAGACUUGCUUGUUGAACAAGGUCGUCUUCAGCUGCAAGCAGAUCGCCACCAGCAAACUAUUCGAAAAAGAGAUUCAUUGAUUCAGACCUUGGCAGCUCAUCUGAUGCUAGAUGGUUAUGAGCAGAGCCCUUUCAGCGACAGACAAAUAAACGGUUUUCAGAAACAGCUGAAGGAACGGCAAGACAGAGAUGCGGAAGAAGCUAAUCAGAUAAUGAGAGAAUACGAAGAAAAAGAAAUAGCAAAGCAACAUCAACUUGAUGAAAUAAGAGACAAAAAGACUGGAUUGUCAAGGACCAUUGACCUCAAGGCAGAUAUUCUUAGCAAAAAGCAGAUGGAGCUGAAACAUGUUAAGUCUGAGCUUCAGCAACUUGAGGGAUCUUCAGACAGAAUUCAGGAACUAGAUCAGGAACUUGCAAAAGCGGAAAGAGAGCUGGACAAUGCUGAAAAAAGAAGCAAUGUGGAUGCCCUGAAGGCAGAAAUAUUAGCUUUGCAGACUGAAAAAGGAGAACUAGAAAAAGUGUUACGCAAACUGGAUCAAGAAAUGGAGUUAUUAAAUCUGCACACAAGUGCAAAAACACAGAUGGAUAUGUUGAGAAAAGACAAGGCUGAUAAAGAGGAACAGAUCAGAAAAAUCAAAUCAAGGCACAAUGAUGAGCUGGUGUCUUUGCUUGGACAUUUUCCUAACAAAAAACAGCUUGAAGACUGGCUUCAUGCUAAAGUGAAAGAAAUUAACCUGGCCAGAGAAAAGCUAGCUAAAGUCAAUAAAGAAUUAGCUUCAGCAGAUCAGAACAAGACACAUAUUACUAAUGAGUUGCGUGAGAAAGAGGAGAGACUGUCACGGUAUGAGGAAAAACUUUUUGAUGUAUGUGGAAGCCAGGAUUUUGUAAGUGAUCUAGACAGACUGCAAGAUGAAAUUGAAAAGUCUGCCAAACAGAGAGCUAUGCUUGCUGGAGCCACAGCAGUGUACAAUCAGUUUAUCAAUCAGUUAACUGAAGAGGUUGAACCAUGUUGUCCAGUUUGCCAGAGAGUCUUUUCUUCUGAAGCUGAACUUCAAGAUGUCAUCAGUGAUAUGCAGUCAAAGUUGCGCCUUGUUCCAGAUAAACUGAAAACAACAGAGACAGAGCUGAAGAAGAAGGAGAGAAGGCGUGAUGAUAUGAUGAGCCUGAAACCUAUACGGGAGACUGUAACUGAGCUAAGGGAGAAAGAUCUGCCAGAACUGAGAAACAAGCUGCAGAAUGUAAACAGAGACAUUCAGCGGCUGAAGAAUGACAUUGAAGAGCUGGAAACGCUGCAUAUCACUCUCAUAUCAGAAGAGGAAAGUGCCAAAGCAUGCCUCCAAGACAUUACGCUUAUGGAAAGAUAUCAGAUGGAACUAAGGGAUGUUGAACGUAAAAUUGCACAACAAGCAACAAAACUACAGGGAGUAGACAUGAGCAGGACCAUGCAACAAGUAAACCAAGAAAAGCAAGAAAACAAGCACCAUGUGGACACUGUUUCUGGUAAAAUCGAUUUCAAACGUAAACUGAUGCAAGACCAACAAGAAGAAAUUCAGUCUUUGAAAAGUAUUGUGAAUGAGCUUCGGUCAGAGAAACUGCAAAUCGCUAGUAACAUGCAACGUCGUCAGCAGCUGGAGGAGCAGAGUGUAGAUUUGGCCACUGAAAUACAGUCAUUGCAGAGAGAGAUAAGGGAAGCAAAGGACCAAUUGUCUCCACUUGGAAACACCUUGGAAAAACUCCAGCAGGAGAAGCAAGAUCUCACAGACAGAAAAAAUGCAAAUUACAGAGAAUUUCAAAAUAAGAUUAAUGACAUCAAGGAAAAAGAAAAGAAUAUUAUAUCCUGCAUAAAAGAAAUUGAAAAGUACAUUGAAGAAGGAAAAGAAGACUACAAGGAGCAAAAAGAAAAUGAGCUACAGGAAAUCACCACUCAGUUAAAUGAAGCGGAAAGGCAAAAAGAGAAAAUUAACAAAGAGAUGGGAAACAUUAGACAGGAUAUUGAUACGCAAAAGAUUAAGGAAAGAUGGCUGCAGGACAACUUAACAUUAAGGAAAAGGGUAGAAGAUCUAAAAAAUGUCGAAAAUGAAGUAAAGAAAUUACUGAAGGAAAUGGGAGAAAUGCAAGUAAUGCAAAUGAGAAAUGAACGUCAACAUCUGGAACAAAAACUUGAUGACCUGAAGAAAAAUCACAGUCUGGCAAUUGGUCGCCAGAAAGGAUUUGAGGAAGAGAUCAUUCGCUUUAAAAAAGAGCUGAGAGAGACUCAGUAUCGAGAUGCAGAGGAAAAAUACAGAGAAAUGAUGAUUAUUAUGAGAACGACUGACCUGGCAAACAAAGAUCUUGAUAUUUAUUAUAAGGCACUUGACCAAGCAAUUAUGAAAUUUCAUAGUAUGAAAAUGGAGGAAAUCAACAAAAUUAUUCGUGAUCUGUGGCGCAGCACGUACAGAGGGCAAGAUAUCGAAUUCAUAGAAAUCCGUUCUGAUGCAGAUGAGAAUGUAUCAGCGGCUGAUAAAAGGAGAAGUUACAAUUACAGAGUUGUAAUGGUGAAGGGGGACACUCAGUUAGAUAUGAGAGGCCGGUGUAGUGCUGGCCAGAAGGUUCUUGCUUCCCUUAUUAUCCGCUUGGCAUUAGCAGAGACAUUCUGUUUGAAUUGUGGUAUUCUAGCACUUGAUGAACCUACCACAAACCUGGAUCGAGAAAACAUUGAGUCAUUAGCACAUGCAUUGGUUGAGAUAAUCAAGAGCCGCUCAAGGCAGAGAAACUUCCAGCUUUUAGUAAUUACCCAUGAUGAAGACUUUGUUGAGUUACUGGGUCGCUCAGAGUAUGUGGAACAUUUCUACAGAAUAAGGAAAAACAUUGAUCAGUGUUCUGAAAUUGUCAAAAGUAGUGUCAGUUCUUUAAGUUCUUAUGUUCAUUGAACUGUAUACAAAAUAACUUGCUGCAGGUGUUAAUAGGAUGCAUUUUUGUAAUAUAAAAUAAGUUUGUAAUUCUGUAUUAAUAAUAAAGUUUAAAAAUAUA